This is a messenger RNA of Arabis nemorensis, 294 nucleotides long. Lineage: Eukaryota; Viridiplantae; Streptophyta; Magnoliopsida; Brassicales; Brassicaceae. The record is from the annotation of a GenBank genome assembly.
AUGGGGAGGAUGGAGAGUAUUAGGGGGAAAGAUUGUGAUCGGUUUGAUCCGGAGAGGUGGAUUGAUGAAACGAAUGGUGGUUUUAGAGGUGAGAAUCCUUAUAAGUUUCCGGUGUUUCAUGCUGGACCAAGGAUGUGUUUAGGGAAAGAGAUGGCUUAUAUUCAGAUAGUUGCUGCAGUGCUCGAGAGGUUUGUGGUUGAGGUUCCGGGGAAGAAGGACCGUCCUGAGUAUUUGUUGUCUAUGACACUUAGAAUCAAAGGAGGUUUGUUUGUCAAGGUACAUGAGAGAUCUUAA